UGCAUUUUUUUUUCUAUUUUAACUGUAUUUGACCGGAAUAUUUACGGGUUUAAUAGGGUCUGAUACACAGUUUUUUAUUAAGUGCGUUUGUUCUUGCGAUUGCCAGCAAUUUCAUAUUUGGGAACGUCCAUAGUUGAGUGCAGGAUGGCUCAAACAAUCAUUGUUUUAAGCGUUUCCUAAUGGAGCACUGCGCACUUUGUACCGCGGGCCACGAGAACUCUCUAUUGGAAGUUGUACUGUGCAUAUUGCAUACUUAUCAGAGUCCCCUGCAUUCAGUUGUGGACAACUUCAAAGCUCCUCUGUUUUUGGUUCAAUUUGUUUGGCUGUUUGGGGAAAUGAGUGGCCAGCAGACUUGCAUAUGUAUGUAGACUAAUAUGAAUAUUUCUGGUUUUUCUUCUAGCAGACAGCUACCAGUACCAGUUGCAGUCGAUGUGGCAGAAAUGCUGGAACACCAAUCAGAGCCUCGUGCACAAUUUGAGGUUUCGCGAGCGCGGCCCGCUGAAGUCGUGGCGGCCCGAGACGAUGGCCGAGGCGAUUUUUUCCGUCCUGAAGGAGGGCCUCUCAUUGUCGCAGGCGGCCAGAAAGUACGACAUCCCGUAUCCCACUUUCGUGCUGUACGCCAAUCGGGUGCACAACAUGUUGGGCCCGUCGGCCGACGGCGGAUCUGGCUUUGCAGAUUUGCGACCGAAGGGCAGAGGGCGGCCGCAAAGGAUCCUGCUGGGCGUGUGGCCGGACGAGCACAUCAGGGGCGUGAUCAGGGCGGUGGUGUUCCGCGACUCGCACCAGAUCAAGGACGAGCCCCACAUUCCCUAUCCGAGACUGCAUGACGGCGUCACCAUCCAGAGCUACCAGAACAACAGCUGCAGCAACGGCGCCGAUCCGAACGUGUCGCCGGGGGCAGCCGCAGCGGCCGCCGUGGCUGCAGUCGCGCAAGGGCUGCGCCAGCAAAUGUGCAGCAUGGUUGCCGCCGCCCACAACCAGAGCUCAGCGCACGAUACAAAUCCGGUGGCCAGUCUGGUCAACACGCUGGCGCUAGCGGGGCAUUGCGGCAACGUGGCGCUGCCCAGCAACGGUGCGCCGCCAAUGAGCAUGAGCCACAUGGCGAGCAUGCGCAAUAUGAGCAGUCCCGCUGGUAGCAUACAAGACCUGCGCAUCAGCCCGGCCGAGUCCGCUGGCAUGGAGAGUCCGAUCUCGUCCCCUCUGGGUCUCACUGUUUCCAGCACGAUGGAGCCCGCCAUUAACAUGAACAUCGGCAACAACAUGGACGUGGGCAUUGGAGUGUCGGGCAUGACCUACAAGCCGUCGAGGUCUUUUACGUCGCCGCGCCCCGAGAGCCUCUUUCAGGAGGACAUUGAGGAUCUGGUGAAGCCGAUCCACGGCUCGAACACGCCCAGGCCGAAAGACACGAUGCCCUCCAUCAAGAUGGAGCCGAUGACGGAGUGCCGGGGCGACUGAGCCGCCCCCCACCACUCCAUGUGAUAAAUCGCCCAAUAGCGACAUGAGGAAUGGGACUGGAUUUUUUUAUUCGAAAUUCGGGCCGAGAGGGUUGUUUGCCGAUUUUUCUGUAUAGAGCAUUUGAACCCAAAAUUUCAGGAGGAAAAUCAAAAUAUUCGUACACCCCUGCUCCCCAUGUAUAUAGCGGUGGUUGCGAUCGACCAGAAAGUCCCACGCCACUGAUCCAUCAGUGCAAUACACCAUAUUAACUUAUUUAAAUAAUUCCUAGUAAUUUUACAUGGUUAGUUUUUAAGGUCUGAGGUCAGUUUAUUUAUGUUCAGUAUUUGCUGCAAAUCGAGACCGGACAGUUUGAUUUAGGCCUGGGUAAUUAAUUAACGAAUUAGUUAUUCAUCGGCCGCUUUGGGUAUACAGGUGAGCCAUCUCGUAUAAGACGGAAAACACGCGGCCGAUGCCAGUGUGAAAAAAAAGUAAAUGUCUCGAAAACUGUGAAAACUUGUCUUGUUUAUUGUCGCUAUUUAUCAAUCAAAAUACGUUUCGGUGUAUUUUUCCACCAUCAUCAGUUUUUAUGUGUAGCGUUGUUGCUGC
Messenger RNA from Dendroctonus ponderosae (mountain pine beetle), 2040 nucleotides. RefSeq names its product protein bric-a-brac 1. Gene Ontology annotation, biological process: regulation of transcription by RNA polymerase II. Gene Ontology annotation, cellular component: nucleus. The record is from RefSeq and is a predicted model, not a curated record. NCBI's taxonomy places the organism in Eukaryota, Metazoa, Arthropoda, Insecta, Coleoptera, Curculionidae. Gene Ontology annotation, molecular function: DNA binding. The transcript has 5 exons. The coding region runs from base 430 to 1455 and encodes 341 amino acids.